Molecule: messenger RNA, 1095 nt
Organism: Carassius auratus (goldfish)
Lineage: Eukaryota; Metazoa; Chordata; Actinopteri; Cypriniformes; Cyprinidae
Product: sushi, nidogen and EGF-like domain-containing protein 1
Exons: 11
Coding region: 1-1095 (364 amino acids)
Biological process (GO): cell-matrix adhesion
Source: RefSeq, a predicted model, not a curated record
AUGGCUCGCUUGUGUAUUGAUCAGCUGGUGGUGUUUUAUUGCAGGUCCCAUUACAGCAGCAGAUCAGUGAGAAAAGCAAAGACAGACUCGUUUCCACUGCAGAUCUCACUGACUGAGUCCUUGGAGGCCGAGGCCUAUUUCGGAGUUAUCUGUCCAUUCCCUCAUUUCCAGCAAGAGCUCAGCUUGAGCCUGAGGUUUGGAGAGCUUGAAGAUCCCAGGAUAGCCAUUCUCCCAGUGACUGCAAAGCCAGCACCAGCAAUAUUCUACCCAUUUGGCUCAACAGCAGGAGACAAAAGCAAUCCUGUUGAUGAUGAUGGGAGCUCUUCAGUUAUUCAGCUGUCGAGUCCAUUUCUGUUCUUUGGCCGCACAUACCAGCAGAUUUAUGUUAAUAACAAUGGACAUCUCACAUUUGACAAGCCUUCAUCACUAUAUACUCCUUACUCAUUUCCUGCUAAUAGAAGCCAAGAUAUAAUUGCAGGUCUCUGGACAAACCUUAACAACAAUGUGAGAGGUGUCAUUUCAUACCAGCAGUACACUAAUGGAAAUGUACUUACACGUGCCUCUCAGGAUAUAAACACACAUUUCCCAAAUCUGACUUCCAACGCUUCUUGGGUCUUUGUAGCAACUUGGGAUAAAGUCGCUUACUUCAACUUAAGCAGUACAGAGACAUCUUUUCAAGUGGUUUUAAUUUCAGAUGGAAAUUUUUCAUUUAUUCUGAUGAAUUAUGGUGACAUUGCUGUAACAGAACAUCCAGUGCAGGCUGGUUAUGACACAGUAAACUCCACAGACUACUUUGUGAUUCCUGGAUCAAACAAUGGGAGCAUCAUCUCAAACCUCAGGAACUCCAGUAAUGUUAAUGUUACAGGCCGAUGGGUCUUCAGGGUGGACGGUGGACAACACAACAUCUCUAAAGAAACAGCAACCACAAACUCGACAGUCAUUGGAUUUCGAGUGAGACUUAAAUCAUUUCUUGACCUAACAAACAGUACAAACACCAAUACAGUUUUACAGCAAAUAAAACAGGAGCUGGUCAAGUAUGGUCUGUCAAACAGCAUCGAGUUGAAAUUAAGAAAAGUGCAAAAGAUAAACCCAUAA